GUUUAUGGACUUUAAUCAAUGAGGGGAAGAUUUAGAUUUUAGAUUAUGCAGAAAAAGAUGAUUGUUUAGAUUGUUUUUUUAUUGAAUUGUUCUUUAUAAUCAUUAUAAAAUCUUAAUUAGACAGAUUUUUGACAUUCCAAAGCCAUUUCCGAUUAAAUGUCAAAAAUGUCGAUAAGUACCUGUAGAAAAAAUUUUAAUCAAAAAUAUUUUGUCCUGUGGUUCAACAUAAAGUUUUCUGAUAAUGAUUCUCAACAACAGCAUCGAAAUGGUAAUGAAAAAAAAUUGGGCAUAUUAUGGAUUCAAUCAUGGCAACAUCGUUAUCUUGUUGUUGGUUAUGUUCAAUCGAAUAGUAUUGCUGCACGAAUUGGUCUUAAACAUGGUGAUCGUCUUGGUUAUUUAAAUGGAAUCGUUGCGCCAAAAAUUAAACAUAUUGAAAAUUUCUUCUCAGAUAAUAAUAAUGAUACAUGUACACUUCGUUUGGGUAUACUACGUAAACAUGAUCCAAUUAUGUUUAAUCUCUUACAAAUCAAAUCCAAUUUACUUACUGAUAAUAAUAAUAAUAAUGAUGAUGCUAAACAAUCAGAUCAGAAGGUUAAAAAUGACGUAAAUGAUGGUAUCGAACAUUCCAAUAAUAAAUCAAAAGAAGAUAAUCAAAAAAACUUACGAUAUUUUUUUGUUGCACAAAGUUGUUAUGAAAAUUUAAAAGAACCAGAAUUAUAUGAUGAAAAUAUAUUAUCAUCAGCAAUUAAGAACAAGAAUAAUAAUAAUUGUUCAUAUUGUUAUUCACUGAAUUCAUCAAUAACAAGUUUUAGUCCAACAAAACAAUCAACACCAAUUAUUGACGAUCGAAGUAAUUGUAGUCAAAAUAAAAAUCUUCAAGAAGCUGGUUCAACAUUUAUAAAAAAUAAGGAAAAUUAUCAGCCAAUUUUUAUUGAUGAUAAAAAUGUUUCAAAACAAAAACAAAAACAACAACAACAAAUGAAUGAAAGCUGUUCUUUUCAUUGUACAAAUAAAAAACGUCCCGAAAUACAGAAAUUGCUUAAAACAUAUGAAUUGGUAUCGUAUGAGAAAAAACUUUAUCAUAAAUAUCCGGAUACAAUGGUUAAACCGAAAAUUGAUAAACAUGUUAAAUCACAACGUGUAUUACGUAAUGUUCAGAAACAGAAUUGAAAUCCAAAAAAUUGUUUUUAAUUGAAAAAUUUUUAUUUAUUUAUAUUACAAAUGAUGAUGUUAAAGAAUCUUUUUUCC
Molecule: messenger RNA, 1248 nt
Organism: Dermatophagoides pteronyssinus (European house dust mite)
Lineage: Eukaryota; Metazoa; Arthropoda; Arachnida; Sarcoptiformes; Pyroglyphidae
Molecular function (GO): protein binding
Source: RefSeq, a predicted model, not a curated record